AUGGCCAUGGUGAUACACGAAGCACCACGUACACCCACAGUACGCCCCCAGGAGCUAGACCCCAGAACCGUGGAGGAAUCAGGGGCGGAACCUGUGGAAGAAAUAAAGGAGGUUGAAGUAAUGGAGGAACCGUUGAGAAAAUUGAAGGUAGGAAAAAGUCUUCAAAAUGACGUGAAGGAGAGACUGAUAAGGUUUUUGAAGGAUAACCUAGAAGUAUUCGCAUGGAGUUACGAAGAUAUGCUGAAGGAGCACUUGGGGAAGCCAUCCCUGUUGGAAAAACCUGAAAAGGGUGAAAAGCUAUACUUGUACUUGGCAGUGUCCGAACAUGCCGUAAGCGCGACUUUGGUUAAAGGGGAGAAGAAGCAUCAACGACCUGUGUACUAUAUCAGCAAGCGGCUGGUGGACGCAGAGAAUCGAUACCCUGAGAUUGAGAAGUUGGCAUAUGCAUUAGUGGUGGCUUCAAGGAAGUUGAGAACCUACUUCCAUGUCCAUGCAAUUGAAGUUCUCACUAAUAGUCCCCUGAGACAGGUCCUGCAUAAGCCUGAUACCUCGGGAAGACUGGUGAAAUGGUCGAUCGAGUUGAGUCAAUUCGAUAUCGUUUAUACCCCGAGAGCUUCAAUCAAUGGACAAGUUCUCGCAGACUUCAUAGUGGAGUUCACUAGUCAGCCAAAUGGAGGAAGAAGUGAAGAAGAGGGGCAGUCAGUUGCAGAAGAGGAGACAAGGAGUUUUGAGGGAUGGAGCCUGCACGUGGAUGGGGCAUCCAACGAAGGAGGAUCUAGAGCAGGCAUCGUGAUGACUGGACCCAAAGGACUCAGGAUGUACUGCGCAAUACAGUUUAGAUUCGAAGCCUCGAACAAUGAGGCAGAAUACGAAGCACUUCUGGCAGGACUACGAUUGGCUCAGGGGCUGAAGGUAACACAUCUACACAUCUUUAGUGAUUCACAGUUGCUGAUCCUGAGAGAGAAGAAUACCCAUGCUGAUGCCCUUGCGAAGCUGGCUUCCACUAGAGAUGGAGAUACCCUCGAGUCAGUGCCUGUAGAAUACUUACCAAGGCCAAGCAUUACUAAUCCAGACGUUCACAUGGUCAACGCCCCGAAGGAGUCAUGGGCUAGCCCGAUUAUAGACUAUCUGAAGGAUGGAGUGGUGCCAACAGACAAGAGGGAGGCUAGGAGACUAGUUUACAAGGCAGCCCGAUACACCUUGGUAGAUGGGGUCCUAUACAAGAGGGGGUUUUCUGUGCCACUCUUGCGGUGUGUUGAUGAGGAAGAAGCUAUGAAGGUGCAGUAUGAAAUACAUGAGGGUGAAUGUGGCAACCAUGCAAGUGGACCAUCCACGGCUCGGAAAGCCAUGAGGCAAGGGUACUACUGGCCUUCCAUGGAGAGAGAUGCUAAUGAUUUCGCAAGGAAAUGUGACAAAUGCCAAAGGCAUGCGAACUACCCCUGA
Messenger RNA from Humulus lupulus (European hop), 1443 nucleotides. RefSeq lists its product as uncharacterized. The record is from RefSeq and is a predicted model, not a curated record. Lineage: Eukaryota; Viridiplantae; Streptophyta; Magnoliopsida; Rosales; Cannabaceae. Gene Ontology annotation, molecular function: nucleic acid binding; RNA-DNA hybrid ribonuclease activity. The transcript has 3 exons. Bases 1 to 1443 code for a protein of 480 amino acids.